ACUCUCCCUGGCAUGCUGCACUGACUCCACCACGCUUACCUCCGCAGAGGGUGACGAGCUGGUGCUGCCCGAGACAUCUGACAACAGCCGCAAGCAGAUGGUUCGCAGCCUCAGCAACAAGCGCCGCUUCUCCUUCCGUGUGCCUGAGGAGGAGAGGAUCCAGCAGCGGAGAGAGAUGCUGAGGGACCCAGAGAUGAGGAAUAAGCUCAUUUCCAACCCCACCAACUUCAACCACAUCGCCCACAUGGGGCCCGGCGAUGGCAUCCAGAUCCUGAAAGACCUGCCCUUGCCAUGUUCCCCUCCCCCCUCGCCACAACUGAGUGUCAUCUCUGCCCCCGCCGGCUUUGAGCACGUCUAUCACAUGACUGUCCGCUCUGCCGAGAUCUUCCUGUCCCACGAGUGCCCGCCCCUCUCCUCCCAUUCUCGGUCCGUGCACUCUGUCCCCGGGACUCCAGUCUCCGUCUGCUCUCGGAACCUCCGUCCCCAGGAGGGCCGCUCGUUCAGCGGCUCCGUCAGCAUUCCCUCCAUGACCAAGGCGCGCCCCGAGCCGGGCCGGUCCAUGAGUGCCAGCAGCGGCCUGGGCGCCCGGUCCACGGCCCAGAAUGGCAGCGCCCUUCGGCGUGACCUCUCCAGCAGCAGCUACGGCUCGCGGCGACAGGCCACCACUUCGCCCUCCGAGGGCUCGCUGUCGUCGGGCGGGGGCAUGGACGCGGGGGCCGACACCCCCGUCUCGCAGUUCGACAGAGAGUGGCAGGCUGUAUCACCGUCGGAGAAGACCCCCGACAUGAAAAGGGCGUUACGGACGCUGCUUAGUAAGAUGAAGGACUCAGACUCCCCGCGGCACUCGACAGCCUCCAACAGCUCCAACAUGAGCAGCCCCCCCAGCCCCGCCUCCCCACACAAAACCAAGUCCCUCUCGCUGGAGAGCACAGACCGAAUGGGCUGGGAGACAUGAGCGGAGAUCUCCAACCCCCUCCUUCCUCCGCAUUGAUCGCCCCGCCCCUCCCCGGACUCUCCAGGCAACGGGCAGUGACUGUAGUUGUUAGCACCUUGUUUUUAAAAAAGAAAGUUAUUUUUGCGCUACAACCACCAGGCUGGGAGAAGGAGCCCCUCAGAUCGAAUCAGAAAGCUGGCAUGAAAGUGUGUGUGUGUGCAUCUCCAUGUGCGACAGGUGAAUAAGUAUCAGCAGUCAGCGGUAACAUGACAGAUAAGCGCUAACUGUGUAUCUCUGAUGCAUUUCUCUAGUUGCCACAAGGGGGAGUAACUGCCCCUUUAUUUUAGUGAGGAAAAACCAUAGAGAAAUAUCUGAAAUAGCUGAACAAAGAAGUUCAACAAAGAAAUUGUAUGUGCAUAUUAGACUCCUAAUUUUUGAGCAGGUUCCCAUUGUGAAGUGUAAGAUUGAGUCUCAAAACCCCAGGCUGGAAGAUGAGAUGAACAGCCACUGAAAAUUUGUGGGCUCAAAUCGGGGAGGACACAUCUGGACAUCCGAAGGCCCGCGGACUAAAAGCAACCUAGAAGACCUGCCUGUUGUCGCUCAUCCUCUUUUUUUUUUUCUUCUUUAAGAAAAAAAAAAAAGCUCACUAAUUUCAGCUUGUCUCAGAGGGGGGCUGGUGGGGGGUUGUAGUAAUGCCUCAUAAGGUACCCUGAAAAUAAAGGCCAGCGUUAUCUUUUUAAAAUGAUAGUGGCCUAUAGCAGCCGGGCAUUGUGUAGUAGCGUCACUGCUUCAGUCGCCUGUCAAUCAAACCCGUGUCCCGCCCACUGCAUGGCAAAUCCCCUCCACGUAAGAGAGGCCGCUCUGUCAUUCACGAGCAGACGGGUAGGUUCUUCCUUAUUGAUGUACAUAAAUGUUAAGUAGAGUAUAAUAUAUUGUAAGAAAAAAAUGAUUGUAAACCUGCAAGAGCAAAUUUCGCUUAUUGGGUUUUCUAAUUUGGGCCUUUUGUUUUUAUUUUUGCCAAGAAUUUAUUUUGUCCUAAGUUUAGAAGUGUUUUGAACCCCCAUUUUUUUUAAACCAUCUUUUAGAUUGCUUUGUUUUAUAAGGCUUAUGGGGAAAUGAUUCAAUUCCUCCCGGGUAGCGUUUGAAAUGUCAGGUCAAACUUGAGCUGAGCAUUUGAGGGAAUUAUUAUACAUUUUUUUGCAUCAUUUAGACACGAGAAGGCAGCCGCACUGCAGGCAGACGAAACCUUGGAGCGAAUGCGCACGCACGCGGGAGCCUAGUUUGCCUCUCUCCUGCCCCCUGUGUGCUUCAUGUGUUUAUCACAGAAGCAAUAAUGCUGUUUCCAAAGAUUAUUUAUUUAUUUUUAAUUAGUUAGGCGACUGUGAUAUUCCCUCUCUGUUUUUGCCCCAUUAAGGGCUGGGAUCAUGUCUGGUUUUUUUCAGUA
Paramormyrops kingsleyae is the source of this 2378-nucleotide messenger RNA. NCBI's taxonomy places the organism in Eukaryota, Metazoa, Chordata, Actinopteri, Osteoglossiformes, Mormyridae. The record is from RefSeq and is a predicted model, not a curated record.